GGGUGUGCUGACCCGGAGGCAGGGAGAAGACUGCUGCGUGUGAAACACAGGGCAGGCCCUCCUGGUGUAAAUCACCGUUGCCCCAGCGAGUCUCGUAGAUCUGUGCUUUUCCCAUGCCAGCUGCGGACCACCUCUCCGUGGCCGUUCUCUUGAGCACCGCGGCCUCAGUGGGAGGCUCUGUCCUGCCUCAUCCCAGCUUUGGUGAGUGUUAUCUGAGCUUCUGGUCCACGUGACGGUUAUAAAGGCCACUUCUAGAUAAGCAUUUGUUUGAACAGUCGCUGACCAGCCAGCCCACUUCUUCCCUGCUGUUAGUUUUCCCGUAAGCCAGUGGAGAUGGAGACUUCGUUUCUUGGCUGUUCGGUUGUGAGUGCUGGGGAGUGCCUGGCAAGAGAUGCCCCUUAUUCUCUGCGUGACUCGAGAAAUCACAGAAACGCUAUUGCUGCCCUUGAGUGGCAGAAUUAUGAAGGUCUCUGUGCAGAUAGGAGCUUGAAGGCUAUGGAUUUACAGCUCUAAAACUAGCAUCUCCCUCCUCUCACCCUUCUUCUUGUGGACUAACAGACUUCUCCUUGCAGCACCAAGCCAAUGCAUGAAAAAGCAGCUCCCCUGAAGAGCCCUGAGCCCAUGCAUGGCCGUGACAAGCUGGAGGCAUCUCACAAGGAGAAGAGUUUGGAUUCCCUUGAUGGCAGCCUCCACCUGAACGAAGCCCUGAAGGAUGAAGACAUCAAGAAAUGCCACCGGGAAGUGGCCGCUAGCAAGUACAACUCCCAGUACCACAAGCUGUUCAAGGACAUCCCGACGGAGGAGAGCGUGCUGAAAGUUUGCUCCUGCGCGCUCCAGAGGGAUAUCCUCAUCCAGGGAAGGCUUUACAUCUCCCCCAACUGGCUCUGCUUCUAUGCAAACCUCUUUGGGAAAGACAUCAAGGUUGUGAUCCCCGUGGUUUCCGUUCAGCUCAUAAAAAAGCACAAGACAGCCCGACUGCUGCCAAACGGGCUGGCUAUCACCACCAACGCCAGCAGAAAGUACAUUUUUGUGUCCCUGAUCUCCCGGGACAGCGUGUACGAUGUGCUGAGGAGAGUCUGCACACACCUACAGGUUUCAAGUAAGAAGAGUUUGAGCUUGAAAGAAUUUACAGAGGAACCCGAUGCGGUGUCACUGGAGGUGAUCGUCCCCGAGGGGAAGUGGAGGAAGGUCUCGCCUGCGUCGCUCUCGCUGUCUCUCCCGGAUGCGGACUACCAGUGCAUCCACCGGACGUCCGUCAGCAGCCUCAGCGCCAAGGAGAGCUCGUUCACCUCGGAGGAGCCCUUGGUCUCAGAAAGUGCAAUAAACACGGAGGAGGAGCUGGAUGGGGAGCAGAGCUGCGUGGCAGAGCUGAGACCCUCCGACUACCAACUCUUGAAGAUCUUCAUCGUGCUGAUCUGCCUCCUGGUUGUGUCGUCUUCGUACCUGGCGUUUCGCAUCUUCCGUCUGGAGCAGCAGCUCUGCUCUCUGAAUCGGGACUACCUCUCCCGUGGGCACAGGAGGUGACUGUUACCACCGAGCUCUGGCUCAGGACAGUCGGUGACAAGAGAGUAGCACUUUGUGUACAGAUCUCCUGCCCAGGCUCCCGGCGAACGCAGCCACAGUAUUUGGAGCGUCCGAACUGAGGAGUUGGGGUCCUUCUCUCCGUUCAGCCUCAGCAGAGCCCUGCGUCCUCCCGGCUGUGGGACCUGGCAGCGUCACGUCACAAGCUUUGUACUGCCUCCAAGCCGUGCCUCAGUGUUCGCAUCUUUGGGGCGUCCCACGCUGCUCAGGAGGGAGGCAAGUGCUGUGUCUUCCGGUCAGUAACCCCAGGCUUGACUCUUGCAUGUGGCCUGUCCUUCCCUCGGCCAGUAAAACUGGGACCAAAUACAGUCUGUUUUCCUACCAUCGCAGACUCCCGCUCCAGCAGGACUGCCCAUCUGGGUCACGGCCUCUGGUGCCAACUCCCCGUGCCACCGGAAACCUGUCGUCUUCCCGGGGUGCUGACACGCUGUAGCACUGGACGAUGGCCCAGCAGGCUGCUGCCCCAGUUGGAGGAAGUGGCUGGGCCUGCCCAUAGGACUUGCUGCUAAAACGGUUACUGUUUUUUAAUCCCCAACUUGAGUUUUCUUGUUAAAAGAUGACCUUAGACUUACUGUAAGCCCCUGUAAACAAGUGGAUGAGCUCCUGGUUGCAAAGGACGCAAGCUGGCUGGGCCUGUUCCUCCCCAGACAUGUUCCCACACUAAUGUAGUUCUCAUUGGGACCAGUUCCUCCCGCGCCGCAGGCCGGUCCCGUCGCCCUCCAGCACAGAGCUCGUGCCCCGUGUCUGGGAGGUGCUCCGCAUCGGAUGUCAGUGUUAAAGCCCAGAAAGCGUCUCCACCGCAGAGGUGGCAUCUCCAGGGAGGUGUAAGGUUUGAGCAGCCCUGAAGCUGCUGCAGCUGAACCUGCGCCGAACUGGAUUGUUCAUCGCUCCCCCCCUCGCAGCUCGAGAGAGGCGGGAACGUGGGGAGCGGGCACCGCUAACGGUGGCCCUUGACGCCGGGCCCGCCGCUUCCCUGCGGGGCGCCUCCAGAGCAGGGAGCGUGCCACCCUGCGAGCCUGCCCUC
This is a messenger RNA of Struthio camelus australis, 2605 nucleotides long. The record is from RefSeq and is a predicted model, not a curated record. NCBI's taxonomy places the organism in Eukaryota, Metazoa, Chordata, Aves, Struthioniformes, Struthionidae.